Molecule: messenger RNA, 12112 nt
Organism: Carassius auratus (goldfish)
Lineage: Eukaryota; Metazoa; Chordata; Actinopteri; Cypriniformes; Cyprinidae
Product: serine/threonine-protein phosphatase 6 regulatory ankyrin repeat subunit C
Exons: 28
Coding region: 161-3376 (1071 amino acids)
Molecular function (GO): protein binding
Source: RefSeq, a predicted model, not a curated record
UGAAGCAGGCGGCCAUCACGCUGGUGUCGCUAUUUUCAACUGCCUCACCAGCUAAAGACUCACUCAUCACGUCUAUAAUCGCAACACAAGAUUGUUGUCUUGGUUUCCCAGCCUCGAUUCCUUACUGAUGAGGGACUUUCGGCCCGACUGACGCAGGGAGAUGGGGGUACACAAUAUUUCAGACCAGCCGCCUCUGGUCCAGGCCAUAUUUAACCGAAAUGUGGAUGAAGUGAAGUUAUUUUUGCACAAGAAAGAUGAAGUCAAUGCACUGGACCAAGAGCGCCGUACACCUCUUCAUGCUGCUGCCUGGCUCGGGGACGUUCAUAUAAUGGAGCUUGUCAUCAACGCUGGUGCGAAUGUCAAUGCAAAGGACCAUGUGUGGCUAACACCAUUGCACAGAGCAGCAGCUUCCAGAAACGAGAGGGCUGUGGGGUUGCUGCUAAGGAAGGGAGCUGAUGUUACCGCGCGGGAUAAGUUCUGGCAGACACCACUGCACAUUGCAGCGGCAAACCGAGCCACUCGUUGCGUGGAGGCCCUGCUGCCCCAUGUGAGCAGCCUGAAUAUGGCUGACCGCACGGGCAGAGCGCCCCUGCAUCAUGCUGCUCAGAGUGGAUUCCAGGAGAUGGUUAAAUUGCUGCUGAACAGGGGAGCCAAUCUGAGUGCCAGUGACAAGAAGGACAGGCAGCCCAUUCAUUGGGCUGCUUACCUUGGACAUCUGGAGGUGGUUAAGCUGCUGGUGUCUCAGGGCUCAGAUAAGAGCUGUAAGGAUAAGCGAGGAUACACCCCUCUCCACGCUGCUGCUGCCAGUGGCCACGUCGAUGUGGUCAAGUACCUGUUACGCAAUGGAGCCGAGAUUGAUGAGCCUAAUGCCUUUGGAAACACUGCUCUCCAUGUGGCCUGCUACACGGGACAGGAGGCCGUAGCCAAUGAGCUGGUCAACCGUGGGGCCAACGUCAACCAGCCCAACCACCGCGGCUACACACCCCUGCACCUGGCUGCCGUGUCCACUAACGGGGCUCUCUGCCUGGAGCUGCUGGUCAACAACGGUGCUGAUGUCAAUAUGCAGAGUAAAGAAGGGAAAAGCCCUUUGCACAUGGCAGCCAUUCAUGGACGUUUCACUCGCUCUCAGAUCCUCAUUCAAAAUGGUGGGGAGAUAGAUUGUGUGGACAGAUAUGGCAAUACUCCUCUUCAUGUUGCUGCUAAGUACGGCCACGAGCUGCUUAUCAGCACCUUAAUGACAAACGGUGCUGACACAGCCAGACAAGGGAUUCAUGGGAUGUUUCCUCUACACUUAGCUGUGCUCUACGGGUCCUCUGACUGUUGUCGUAAGCUACUUUCCUCAGGUCAGCUCUACAGCAUUGUGUUAUCAAUGAGUAAAGAACACGUGCUCUCGGCCGGAUUUGACAUCAACACCCCAGACAACUUUGGGAGGACCUGUCUGCACGCUGCUGCCUCUGGAGGGAAUGUUGAAUGUCUCAACCUGCUCUUAAGCAGUGGAGCUGACAUGAAUAAGAAGGACAAGUUUGGAAGGACUCCUUUGCACUAUGCGGCUGCAAACGGGAGGUAUCAGUGUGUGGUGGUUCUGGUAGGAGCGGGGGCAGAGGUCAACGAGCGUGACCGCUCUGGCUGUACUCCUCUACACUAUUCAGCUGCAUCAACUGCGUUCUGCAGAACGGACCGACCCCAUGCCAGCACCCAUCAGAACCAAGAGGAUGGGGAGAAGGAAUCCUUCCUGUGUGUGGAGCAUUUGUUGGAUAAUGGCGCUGAUCCGUCUCUGUGCAACACUAAAGGAUACAGUGCUGUGCAUUAUGCUGCGGCCCAUGGCAACAAACAAAACCUGGAGCUGCUUUUGGAGAUGUGCUUCAACACGCUAGUAGACAAGGAGAGCAACGGGUCUGUCAGCCCACUACACUUGGCGGUGGAGUCGGGUCACUGGGAAUGUGUGACCGUGUUAAUUGAGUCUGGAGCGUUUGUGGAUGCCUGUGACCCGGUGGGGCGCUCUGUGCUGUAUGUGGCCUCUCAAAGAGGACAUGCACGCUGUGUAGAGCUGCUGCUCUGCCAAUCAGCAUCUUGCCUGCUCGCAGAGCAGCGCAGCAAAUGGGGCCCUCUUCAUGUUGCAGCUGCCAACGGCCACUCCGAAUGUCUGCGGAUGCUGCUCUGUAGCGAGAGGGGAUCCGAUCUGGUUAAUGUUACAGAUGCAGAGGGACAGACUCCACUAAUGCUGGCAGUGCUGGGGGGACACACUGACUGUGUGCAUCUUCUGCUGGAGAGAGGAGCUUGCCCUGAUAUGAGAGACAGGAGAGGAAGAACAGCCUUACACAGAGGGGCGGUGAUGGGUCGGGAGGACUGUAUAACCGCUCUGCUGUCUCACAGUGUCUCAGUCCUCAGCAGAGAUUGUCAGGGGCGAACCGCGGUCCAUCUGGCUGCCUCUUGUGGCCAUGCUGACAUUCUCUCCAAUCUUCUUUCUGCUGCUGACCACUCCCAUCCCCACGACCCAAUCACAGACCGCCACGGCUACACACCCGCUCACUGGGCAGCCUAUCACGGUCAUGAAGACUGUUUGGAUGUUUUACUUGAACUUAAACCAUGUAGUAUCCAGGAGGGAAACCCCUUCACCCCACUGCACUGUGCUCUCAUUAAUGGCCAUAGUGGUUCUGCAGAGCUGCUGUUGGAAUCCAGUGUUUGUAAUUCGCUGGUAAACAUCAGGGAUGCCAAAGGAAGGACCCCGCUUCACGCGGCCGCAGUUGCCGAGGACGUGGCUGGGCUGCAGCUGGUUCUGCGGCACGGAGCUGACAUCAACGCCGUAGACCACUCAGGGCGUUCUGCACUGAUGGUGGCUGCAGACAAUGGCCAAAGCGGUGCUGUGGCCCUGCUGCUGCACAGAGCCAAAGCAGACCUGUCCCUCCUGGAUGUGAACAAGAACACUGCCCUGCACCUGGCCUGCAGCAAGGCUCAUGAAAUGUGUGCCAUGCUGAUCUUGAAGGAGAUCCACAACCCUAUCCUCAUAAAUGCAACCAACAGUAUGCUUCAGAUGCCCCUCCACAUUGCCGCCAGGAAUGGUUUGGCCACCGUGGUUCAGGCCUUGCUGAACCGUGGAGCCACAGUGCUGGCAGUGGAUGAGGAAGGUCACACGCCAGCCCUGGCUUGUGCAUCCAAUAAAGCUGUUGCCGACUGCCUAGCUCUCAUUCUGUCAACCAUGAAGCCUUCCUCCUCCACACCCUCCUCGUCCUCACCAUCGUCUCCCAGCCUCAACCUGCUCAAGCACUGUGGCAUCACCGCCGCCUGUCCCCCUCUGCCCAAUGGAGGCCUUCGCCAUGGUUACGGCAAAGAUCACCAUGGUGCUACUAUUGGCUUAGAUGGCUGCUUGACCGAGUAAGGCGUCCUUACUCGCUAAAAGAAAAAAAAAGAAUGCGUGGUCACAUGGUUUGGUCCUCUCUACACACCUAGAUAAACCUAUAUGCAAUUACAGGCUCACAUCCCUCCUGUGCCAGUAUCAAAGCUUUUCUUCACAUGUCAGUAGAGAGCGAACACGAGAGGACGAAUUUAGCUAUUUAUUUUCUAUUUAUUUUCCCCUGCUUUCAUUUUCCGCCCACCCCCUGACUCCCAUUUUAGAUGCUGUCCAUUCAGUACAAGUCUCAAAUUUGAACCUAAGCCAUCUUAUUCGAACCAGUAUCCAUCACUGGCGAGUCAGUCCUUUAUUUCUUCUCCAUUUGCAAUCGAUUCGACUUGGUUCGCGUUAGAAUUAUGCAGCUGUGUGUCUCCAUGCUUACAGUGAUAGUGGAUGGGUUUCCAUAUCAUGCCUCCUAUUUGCGUGAUGCUGUGGCCUUGCAUAGGAAUUUACAGCCUGCCCUGAGGAACAAUUUAAACGGGUUACACUAGGUUUGCAUGAAUUUGCGGGACCAUGUAUUUGAUAGUGGUCUUGUGUGUGUGUGUGUGUGUGUGUGUGUGUGCGUGCACGUGUAUGUGUGACAUCCACUUUUGCGCAACAGUCCAAGUUUUUCAUCCCAUACUUGAUUAUUACGUUUCAAGGUUUUUAUGUGAGGUGCAAUCUGAUUUAGCACAGAUCAGGAAAAACAAACAACAACAGAAUCAUAUUGACAGAAGGGAAACCAUACUACCUUAAGCCAAAAGACCAAUGACCCCCUGAGAGAGAGGGCUCUGAUAUAUAAUGCGUGUUUACUUGUUAGAGAGAAAAGGGAUAGUGUUUGGAUGGUUUUUGAGGUUGAAAAUUAAUAUUAGGAUGAUUACAAUGAAGGUAUUAGGUAGUCCAGAUCACUGUUUAUAGGUGGGCAAAAGAAAGAGGAUUUAAAAGUGUCAUGAUUUUGGCCGUUUAAACAACAUUUUAGAAAGUAUAGAAAGCACAAACAUCAUUACAGAUGCAAACGUCCUACACAGUACUUGCUCCUUGGGACCUUUGGUUUUAUUUUAUUUGCAUUUUGGGCCUCAUCAAAUUUCUUCAAUUAAAUCUACUGCUUAGUGUGGAGUUGCUUUAACAGUGCCUACUGAAUUUAGUUUUGUCUACCUAGGGUCCAGUUAAACACACCAUAUGCGCUCCCUUAAAGUCGUCGAAAUGGUGCUUCGACCAGUGAAACGAGUGUUUCACUAAAAAUCCGUUAUGAAUUGAUCACCCGAAUAGAUGAACGUGUGAUUCAUAUAUCAGAACCCACUUGGGUUGUUAUAGACUUUGGGGAGUGUAUACGCUGACUGGACCUUUUUUACAUUUGUUUAUGGUGUUGAGGAGCAGUCGUGGGUAUGACCAAAGUCGAGCAAUUUCUAAUUACUAUUUUAAUAGAAACCAAUAGAUAUCCAAAACGGCAUUAUCUUUUCAAUUGAAGUACUUAGCAUUCACCCCUGCUCUUUUUAAAAUGCUUCCUUAUUGCCAAAGGUAGAUUAAUUAACAAAGUUAAGAUUGUGCUUCCAUUAGGUUUUUUGCACCUAAACACACAAAAUAAGAACAUUGUGAAUGAGUGUUUAAAACAUAUUUUUUGUUUGUUUUUUUCACCACAAACAGGCAAUAUAUGCUCAGUCAGUAAUGAGACAAUCAGUUGAAAGGGCUUUUAAUUUUGCCAUAGAUUUCAUUUUUCAUAAACACCCAAAAGCAUACAUUUUUUUUUUUUUUUCAAUUAGGAAGAGCUAUACAAAUCUAUAUCUCUUAAUUCAAGAAUUCAUGCAGGCUUUCAGGUGUGAAAUGUGGACUUGUUCUCAAUUAUACCAAUACUAUUGCUUUCAUUACAGUAUAUCAGGAUUUUAGUGAUUUAGAGUAGCUUUGAAGUAUUGUAACAUUAACUGAUAUUUUAUGGGUGAAUGAAAGUGUGUAGACAAAGGAAACUUAUGUUAGAUGUUUAAAGGCUGUGUGGAGAGCAUAUUUAUACUGAUUCACGAAAUGACCUCUUCGUCUUUGUAAUGACAGAUUUUGGCUGCUUUAACCAGUUUCUCCACUCCACGCAGACCUGAUAGAAAGCACUUGCUUAUUCAGUAACAAAGGAUGAUAAAAUACACUUUUGCCUCUGUCACAAGCUGUAAAUGGGCAAAUAUCUGACCUCUACUUGCAAGAGUACAAAUUUGCAUGUGUGCAAAUCGGAUUCGUCAAGUUAUAUCACAACGUUUUGCCUGGGAAAUUGUUUUGAGUGUGUUACAUGACUUAGAGGAAGUCCCUCUUGGGAGCUUAUUUACCUGUAAUUGAGCUUGACUUUAUCAUGUAAUAACUUUUUGCUGCAGUUUGGUGGAGGGAAUCAGUGCGUGUGUAGACAGCACAAGGUACGAUAAUGAAGUGCAAGUUGAUGAGCUUGAAGUAAUUUGCACUGCCAUUUGUUUCAAAUCUUUAGCUGUACAAUUUAUUUGGAACAGCUAAUGUUUGACCAACUUUACUCACUGCUUGUAGUUGUACAAAAGAAAAAAAUGUAAAAAAAAUAUUUAAAAAUUUAGUCUAGCUAAUCGUACCACAUGUAGUUGAGUUUGAAGAACAAGUGCCCGUGGAGCCUGUGAUUAAUUAAACAUUUCAUUUUGGUGCAAGAAAAAGUGCUGCUUUCGAUUGUAUCUUGGAGCUUAUUUUUUUUUGUGAGGGGAUCCUUUUAAAUUUAUUAAUGAAAAUAAUUCUUAUCCAGCCAAAACAAACUAAGCCGUACUUGUUUUAAUUUCCUCCAAUUUCUAAUUGUCUUAUUGGCAUUGCACUUAAUUCUUUUAAUUGUUUUGUCAAAUGUAUGCCAUGAUGGUAGCAGCUUGCUUCGAUGUUGGUGAAAAACUUGUAUGCAGUAGUUAGCGAUUAAACAAUUAGCUUGACAACAGGAACUUUGGAACUGAACCCUUUCAGAACUUUUAAUAGGCUGAGUUGGUGCAUUAGGUGUCCUUUGUAUGAACAAUAAGGGAACCGGUCACAAAGUGGCAAGACUUUUUUUUUGUAGGGUAGAGUACUGAUAAGGGGAGGUUUCCUCCCUAAAUCAUUUAGUGCCAUAACUUUUAUAUUUCCUUUCUCAUUUUGAGACGUUUGUAAAAAUUUGAAUGAAUGGUUCUUUGGGUUCAGUUUUUGAGUGUGCGUCAAGACCAUUACCAAAAAAAAAACCCAACAAAGUCCAAGCUAACAUAAGCUACUGUGCCCAUUAUAUAUUUUUUGAAGAUCCACUUAGUGCGUUAUUUAUUAAAAAUGCCAGUACGUUCACAUACAGACGGUCUAAAAAUGCCAGUAUAUUGGUAACUGAGCUAUACUUUGGUGGAGAUCACCUCCAUCUGAAAGAUUUCAUGGCUAAGCUAUAACUUAGCAUUUGCCCAGAUAAAUUGAGUAGCCGGAUUUGAGUCAUUCAGUCAAUGGCUCCUUCAGAAAUUAUAUUUUAUAAAUGUUCCAUAAAAAUCGAUCGCUCCCACCUACCAUUGAUAAUUUGAGGUUUAUUUUUAAGCAAUGGAAUUAUGAAAUGCCUUAAUUUCAUUAUAAACCGAAGGGCAAAUUUGACAUUUCCAUAGCUUUUCAUGUUUUAUUCUUGAUCAGAAAUUGUGAGCUUGUUUUUUUUUUACAUAACUUUGCUAUGAAGGGCCAGCUUUCAUUUCCUGUUGAUUAAUUUAUAAUGGUUGCAAUUACAUGCAGGCAGCUGGAGACUAGAGUAGUCUAAUAAUUGUAACCAUACUGUUGAAAAGCAAAUUUAUUGUAGCUAACUCAGUGUCCUUAUUGUAUGUCCAUCCUCGCAUUUUUGUAUCAGUAUCUUUUUUUUUCUUGCAAAGGUAUUAAUGGCUGAUAGAAUGUCUGUUUUACCUCAGUGGACCUCAACGUCCCUACUACUUGAAGACACAUCCAUUUAAGGCAAUACUCAAAACACCUGUUUCAUUUAACCUACGUCUAUCUCCCAACUUUUUGCCUUAAGAGGAAACGUUAUAGUUCAGCAGUCGCAGGACUUGAGAGAUUUUGUCGUUAACCUGGGAUCUCGUUUCGAUGAGAUUCAUAAGAAGCACACUGUUCUAUAGGUUGUUUUGCUGAAAGAUGUACCAUAAUGGCUUCUGGCCUAAAAAUAAUAAUUUUCAUGGAAUUUAUUAGAAGUUUUUGCACUAGAACAGAGGGAUUUUUUUUUUUUUAUACAUGUUUCAAAUCUUUAGCUGUAAAAUUUAUCUGGAACAGAUAAUGUUUGACCAACUUUACUCAUUAAGCAAAAAUCUGCUAAUGUUGGGUUUAGGUUCUCCUAGAUGAAGCAUUUAAAGUACUGAUUUAUAAAAACACCAAUUUGCAGAAAAAAAUCAGUAUGGGAACACGGGUAUUGAAUGGUAAACGAUCUGGGAAUACAUCUUAGAAUGUAUUAUCCAAUGCUAAAUUAGUUUAUACAAGAACGAGUAGAUACAUUUUCUCCCCAUUUUUCUGUCUUAGUUGAAACAUUUAGGUAGUGAAUACUUGUGUGCUGUUAUAAAUGCAAAUAUUUCUAACAAGGUAAAUAACAAGAGCACAAGAAGAUGUGCUGUACAUAAUUCCUCAAGAAGUGUGGUCAGAAUUGCCUUGACGUGGCAAUCUUACCUCAUAAACUAGCUGUCCUAAAAAUCUAUCAUGCUAUAAAUAUAUACUGGUACAUGAAAUUUGGGUGGGCUUUUAGCUACGCAUUUUACGUACAUCAUACGUUUUUAGCUACGUUCAACUGGAAUCCUAAGGUUCACGUUCCGAGGCCUUGAAUUGGAAAACAUUGGCGUUCUCAAGGGGUGCUCUUGAACUUGAUGAUGUCCUUCACCCUGGCUUAGUGUUACUUCAUGUUUCUACUCCGUAAGCGCUAAUAGUUCAAAUUGUAAAACUGCAAGCGAAUGAUCUAAUCUCGAAUAGCUGCUUUUUGUUGUUCUCGCCAGCAGCAAGUUUUCAUAAGGCUAGUUAGAAGACCAGCGGAGCCUGACUGAAUGGCUGAUCUGACAGGGCACGUAGGGAUCCCUUUAAAAAACAUUUUCAUAUUUAAAAAAAAGCUAUGCAGGAAUACUUCCUUUUAUCUCGCAGAGUUGCAUAGUUCAUUGACCAAUCACAGAUCUUCAGACGUUCAUCUGUAAAUCUAACACUGAGCUUAAAUGCUUGUUGGCUUCAGUUGAGAAAAUGACUGCUUUGCGUGGCAUGCUGCUAUUUCUUUGGAGUCUGUAAGCAUCAUCAUCUCUUUAAAGUACUACACUUUGUGACGAGUAUGUGGGAUUGUGCCUUUUGUUAUCAAGUACAUGCCACAGGGUAUGGUCUUCCAUUAACACCUUUAGUGAGCCUUAUGAAUGAACAACAAUGAAAAAAAAAAAUAGCCACCAUCCAUGUGGUUGCGUUUUGAGCCAUCAAUACUCGCGAUAAAAUUUGUCACGACACCGCAGAUGAAUAAUUAACUUUUGUAAACUGAAUGAAACCAUAACGGCAAAACAUUUGAUCGGUUCUAGCUAGUGACCUGUUCAAACUCUGUAUGGAAAAAUCGUGUUUAGUUUAACAAUGUGUGAACUCUAGUGAAGUAGAUGUGCUGUGUCGUUUUGUGUGGUAAUGCAUUGGAGAUUUAUUGUAACCCAGUGUAUUGUAGAAUGUUGGCAUGACUCCUUUUCUCUAUGUUGUAUCGACGUCAAAGUAUCCACCUGAAAUGGACUGAAGUGCAAUAACUUUUUUUGUGCGCCAUAGUAUCCUUAAUGGAGGAAAAUGCCCUCUUACAUCAAUUUUAUUUUUAUUUUUUUAAGCAGGGUAUUUUAUUUCACUUAUUUAUUUUUUUGGAAUGUACAAAUUUGAACUCCUUCCUGCUUUGCCUCCAUAAGUGGCACUUUCUUGUGGAAUGUACAAUGGACUUGGUGGAAACUGUGAUGGGUGUCAAAGCCUUAUCAAUACUUCUUGCUUACUGGAAAGAUGGCAUUUCUGUUUGCUCAUCGGUUGAUAGGUCAAAGAGUGCAGUUUUCCAUGUACCUUCUCCAGUGCCACUUAAAGUCAGUGUCUGCUUUCGUGGCAUGUUAAGCAUUUGUGUGUGUGUGUUGGUGGGUGUUUAGACUUGUUCAUUUACCACUAAUGAAUUGAUUUGAUACCAAAAUCAAAGCGCAUUGCCUAGAAUUACAGUUCUUUUUUUGGAUUAGAGAUUUGAAGGUUCUAUUUGGAAAUGGUACCUUGAAUGUCGUUGUUGUCAGCAGGGAAGUAUGCAGGGUUUUAUUUCUCCCCACACAACAUUUGAACUUUGGGCCAUAUGUUUUGCGGUACCAAAGAACGUUUCGUUGCUUAUCUUCGGAUCUUUUUUUUUUUUUUUUUUGUCUGACAUCAAGAUCCCAAUAUUUGUCAUUAAAUGUCUUUGGAAGUUUUAAAAAAAUAAUCCUGUGUCAUAAAAAAAAAACAUUCCUUUUUGAAUUUCAUUGUAUAAAACAGAAGUACUGUUGACAACCAAUACCAGAAGUCAAAUAAUUAUCUUCAGAAAACCCGAAUGACCAACAAGGUCCUUCAUUUUGGCUUCAAACAAUCAAUGCUUUCGUAUUUCAUAUCACAGGGAGCACACUGAAUAAAGUAAUCUAGUAUUUCACACAACAUAGGACCAAUGUAUGUCUCUGUAGAGAUGGCCACUUGAUUUCAUUCAAGAACAAGCAAUACAAGUAUCAAGAGACAAUUGUAUAUUUCUAAAGAUUUGUUGGCUCUGGCUGCUUUUGGCCUGGCCAUGUAAUCUGUGGCACCUUAGGUUAACACCCUCUUCUUGUAACUGAAUCCAACAUAAGAGAUUUCAGUGCUGAGAGAGCCUUAUUUCACUCAAACUGAAUGUGAAUUGGAUGCUUGCAGGAUUUGGCCAUUUUGAAGCGACUGGCUUUAAUCGAGCGGAUCUCCUGCAUCCCGUGUUUGAAUCCAGUUUCACUAGGACCCGCCGUCUUUAAGACUUUCCAAAAGAUUGCUGUUAUGAAAAAAAAAAAAAAUCUAAAGUACUACACUGUGGCUGUGUUUCCAUUGCCGAAAUGCAGAAUCAAUCUGUCGAGAUGGAUUCCUGCUAAAAAAGGGUUACUGUCACUGCUUCCAAGCACUGCUUGAACAUGCCAAGUUUUUGAAAAGCAUUACGACAUGAAGAAAAUCUGACCCUGACUUAAAAAAAAAAAUCAAAACACAAAACUGCACUAUAUACUUGAGUAUUGAAAUCCAAGCCGUUCUCCGCUAACUGUUUCGACAAUGGAAACAUAGCAGGCAAUCGUGUAGGGCAGCACCCAGUGUGUAUGUGUUGUGUGUGUGUGUGUGUGUGAGUGCGACAAACAGGGGUCAUAUCAACCCUGUAUACCUCAUCGACAUAUCUGCAAAUAUUCUUAUCCUGUCUUUAAGUUGAACGUGUAGGAGAUACCAUCACCAGCAGAAGCCUGGGACCAUUGCAGGGUCUAUGACAUCACACUGAUUCCGUAUCAACCAAUAAGAUCACCACUUGCUUGCGUAAAACACCUGCCGCUCUGCUUCAAGCCUGACCCAUCGCCGAUACAAUGGUUUAGAAUUAGCGAAACGUGAGGCAUUUUUAAGUAGCAUUAUCCUACCUCUGUGUUACAGCUUGAUGCAUUGAAAACUCCACCAAUUGUUGAUGACAAAUGGAAAUCUAUAUGUAUAUGAACAGAUAUAUAACUUAUAACCAACAAUAGGUGAUAUAAGAUGACAGUUAGCGUACUUGACUGUGUGUCUGUCUAUGUGUAACAUGAUAUUUGUGUGAUACACAUAAGUGUAUACACAACAGAGUACCACUGGAAUGUGAAGCCAGACUGUAUUAUGAUUUUUUUUCUUUGAAUCCAGCUUUUUCCCGAUUAUAUUUCAAAUGAUGUCAUAUGUGUCUUGCCUCUGCCGCUCCUUCUUUGCUUUAUUUUGACAAAACAGGGAAAAAUAUCAGCCUAUACUAGCUGGCAUUUACAUUAGUGCUCAUUUUUCCUUCCGUUUUUUUGUCUCUUUAACUUUCUCUCACUUCUAAAUGUUCACUGUGAGCGCUCUGAACUCAAGUUUACAGCUCUUCAUGGUAUGUACGUGUAUAUGGUCGAGUUCAGUAGAAUGCGUGGAUGGUUGUAUGACUUUGGUACUGAAGCAACAACUCAAUUUUCUACUGGUGUUGGGGGUUUGAAAGGGGGUUGGUUGGUUUGAGUUAUGCACAUUCAUUCUGUACUAAAAUAUGGGGUAUGUAGAGUUCCCUAGCCUUACGCCCUUCCAAAAACACUACUCCGGUCACUGACUAAUCCGCAUUAGCUAUAUGCCACCCUGCCAACUUUGUACCUCUGUACAUAUCCAUUUUGGACCUGGGGGAGCGGGGCGAAUUCGGUGGAUUCUGCCUGAAUCUGUCAGGACGGUCACGUGACCCCCUCCUUGACCUGAGGAAGGCGAACCCUCACCCUUUCAACCCCAUAAAAAGACCUCAAGCCAUUCAUUUCCUUAUGUGACAAUGCAAUCCUGAAAGCACUUUGCCUUGUUAAUUCAUACUAUGAGCUUGUGAAUGGUGACUUGUUACUAACAGAUGUUAAACUCUGUACAUGUAUUUAAGUAAGAAAGAACAUAAUCAUUUUUAAUUUAAGCUUAUUAAAAAUGAAUUGGUCUCUGACUUUAAAGACAAAAAAAAAUCCCAUAUGUUUUUGUUAGUCAGGUUCAUGAACUGCUGCAGCCAGUAGAUCUUGUCAUUCAGUAUCGUGGCUUAGAAUUGGUAAUGUUGAAAUAAAAUGCUAUUGCUAC